Molecule: messenger RNA, 3208 nt
Organism: Brassica napus (rape)
Lineage: Eukaryota; Viridiplantae; Streptophyta; Magnoliopsida; Brassicales; Brassicaceae
Product: zinc finger BED domain-containing protein RICESLEEPER 2
Exons: 3
Coding region: 613-2979 (788 amino acids)
Molecular function (GO): protein dimerization activity; DNA binding
Source: RefSeq, a predicted model, not a curated record
ACGACGAAAACUUAUCGUUAGAAUUCAAAUCUUUAUGUAUUAACUUUAAAACACACACAAAGAAAAUCUAUUUUUAGAUAAGAAAACAGAGUUUUCGUUCUAAAAAACAGAGUCAAAAUGUAAACAGAUCUAAUAUAUAUACAAACAGAAACUAAAAGGACAAAAGUUUUAUUAUUUUUUGAACAAAGAAAAAAUCAAAAUUUUAGUAUGAAAACAGAGGAAAAAUCCUGAUUAGGAUUUGAUGACCAAAUAAAUAUUUUAAUUCCUUAAUUAUUUAACAAAACAAGAAAGUAGCCCUGCGACAUUUAACCGAAUCCGAUUACCCGAACCAGAACCGACCCGAAAUUGAAUCGGUUCGGAUCGGAUCGGUUAAAGGAAAUUAUACCCAUGGACCAAAUUAGAUUUAACCGUGGAUUGCGGGUCGGGUCGGAUUUUUACCCGGUUUAUUUCGGAUACCUGGGUUAACCCGAACAUUAAUUAGGCAUGUUUUAUUUUUACCGUUGUGCUUCACGCAUGUGUCUCUCAAGUCUCAACACUUCACCCGAGUCGUCUCUUCGAAUUCAUCCCCAAUUCCAAAACCUAGCCUGCAAUUAGAGAUCGAGAAUCGAGAAAAUGAGUCUACAAAAAGGGCAAAUCGUGUUAGUUGCACCCACAAACCUUCAAUCCUUACAGAAAAUCGACGAUUGUUUCCCAUCUCCAUCAUCUGCAUCAUCGAGAAUUCAAUCGGAGAUGGCUUCUUCUGACACUCAUCAAGAAGAAAACAACAAUCAACCAAUGGAAGAGGACGUUUCUUCUGAUGAAGACAUGGAAACACUGGGUAGCAACUACAAAAGGAACGAGAGAGAUGAAGAGGGUAUUGGUAGUUCUGGUUUAGGGUCAAGGAAAAAGACCAGGUCUUUUGUCUGGAAACAUCUCACCAGACUGAAAGACGACUACGACAGAUGCAAAUGUCGCUACUGUGGGAAAGAGAUGCCUUGUCCAAGUAAGUCCGGGACAACUAACCUCAGGAAGCAUAUACUUGGGUGUAAGGGAUUCCUCGCAUGGAAGGCUGCAAAAGCGUCGAAAGGGAAGGGUAAACAGACAGAGUUAACUCCUGAUGAAGAAGGCAAUCUGACUUUGUACAAGGUGUCUGAAGAUGUUUUCAAAGAGGCGACAGAUGAGUUGAUUGUAUUAGCCGAGUUGCCUUUGGCUUUUAUUGAAAGCUUGGCGUGGAGAAGCUUCUGCUUAAAGGUUCAGCUCCAUACACCGGUUUGUAGGAAGACAUCAACAAAGCAAAUUGUGGCCAUGUAUGCAUCAAGGAAAGCGAAGAUGAAGAAAGUUCUUGGACAGAACAAACAAAGGUUAUCUCUGACGACAGACAUCUGGGUUGCUCCGUACACUUCAGCAAGCUACAUGGUGAUCACUGCUCAUUUCGUAGAUGCGAGUUGGAAGCUUCAGAAGAUGAUAAUAGGGUUCAAGAAUGUUGAUGAUCACAAAGGGUCUACAAUUGCCAAAGUUCUGAUUGAUUGUCUAGCUGAAUGGGAUAUAAGAAGAGUCUUUUGCAUCACGGUGGAUAACGCAACGGCUAACACAUCAGCUAUGAAGAAGUUCAAGGAAGAUUUUAUGAGUCAGGGUGAAGAUGCUCUAGUCUUGAAUGGAGAAUUCUUGCACAUCAGGUGUGCGACACAUAUCUUGAAUCUAAUUGUCAAGGAAGGCUUAGCUGAAAUCGAUGAUAGUGUUAUUGCCAUUCGGAAUGCUAUUCAGUACGUGAGGUCUUCAACAAAUCGUCUCAAGUCCUUUGAAUUUCGGGUUGAAAGUGGGAAGAUGACUAGAGGAAGUCUGCCAUUAGAUGUGAAGACCAGAUGGAACUCGACAUAUCUCAUGUUAGACCAAGCUUUGAAGUUUCGCCUAGCAUUUGAGAAGAUGGAGUCUGAAGACAAACCGUACAAUGACUAUUUCAUGGAGAUCACAGAUGGUAAAAAGAGGAUUGGACCACCAUCAAAAUCAGAUUGGGAAGAGGUUGAGAGGUUGGUACACUUUCUCGUGAUCUUUUACAAUUCUACUUUGGUACUCUCAGCUUCGAAAUCCAUCACUUCACACAAGAUCUACAAUGAGAUUGUCACUAUCACUAGGAAUGUUUGUAAGAUAAGCAACGCACAAGGUCCUGAUGAUUCAUUAAGGUACAAGGCGUUGUCUAUGAUGGGGAAGAUAAGGAAAUACUGGAAUCCGUUCGUGGAAGAAGAUGAAGCUGAGAAGAGCAAGUUUAAGAGCUGUAAAAUGAACAAGCUCAUCAUAGUUGCAAAUGUCUUUGACCCAAGAAAGAAGAUGAACUUUGUUAAUCUCUGCUUUGAGAUGUUGUAUGGUAAAGAAAGCAUCGAGUAUACUCUGCUUUCUGAAUCAGUUUUGGAUAUCUUGAAGAAGCUUUAUGAUGAGUACAGUCUUCGAGGGUCAGGUGGGUCACAGUCACAAGGAGGAUCAUCUUCUCAGACCCAAGAUCAAGAUGCUGGUGCAGCUUUUGAGUCAAGAGAUCUUGGUAAUGGCAUUGGAUAUGAAAGAAUGGAUAACCUCUACGAAGAGCUUAUACAAGAAGCAGGUACACAUGAUUCUAGCAAUGAGUUAGAAUUGUAUCUGAAAGAGAAAGUUGAGACCACAAAGCCUAUGGUUGGAACCGAGUAUGAUGUUCUAUCAUGGUGGAGAAGAAACAGUCCGAAGUUCCCAACCUUGUCUCGAGUUGCUGCUGAUAUUCUAGCUGUCCAGGUAUCAUCUGUAGCAUCAGAGAGUGCGUUUAGCACUAGUGGGAGAGUCCUAGACACAUAUAGGAGCUGCUUGACACAUUUUAUGGUUGAGGUGUUGGUUUGCACACAGCAGUGGUUGAAAUCAGAGAAGCAUAUGAAGGAGAAAGGCGUUCCUACUAUCGAGCAACUACUUGAAACUGUGGAGUUAGAAGAUGAUCUCAUGAGAGCCAAUGAACCUGAAUUCAACGUCCAAGAAUUGCCAUAGACUUGAGUAAGAAGUGGCAAGUGGCUACCUCAUUUGAAGUUCAAGAAGACUUUCUUUGUGUUGUGUGUUUGUUUCAGUUAAAUCAUAUCUUUCUUUGUGUUGUUGUGUUUGUUUUUUUGCCUCAUUUUCGGUGUGUUUUAGAACACAAUGUUUCAUUUUCCAUGAUUCUAAAACUAUGUUUGCUUUCUCAUUUGUUGGUGUUCGGAUAAUUUGAUGAGGUUUCGGUUUU